Messenger RNA from Sebastes umbrosus (honeycomb rockfish), 2506 nucleotides. Its product is annotated as 3-mercaptopyruvate sulfurtransferase-like. Gene Ontology annotation, cellular component: mitochondrion. NCBI's taxonomy places the organism in Eukaryota, Metazoa, Chordata, Actinopteri, Perciformes, Sebastidae. Bases 28 to 918 code for a protein of 296 amino acids. Gene Ontology annotation, biological process: transsulfuration. Gene Ontology annotation, molecular function: thiosulfate-cyanide sulfurtransferase activity. The record is from RefSeq and is a predicted model, not a curated record. The transcript is spliced from 2 exons.
UUAUUAUUAUUCUCUAGUUGCCUCGUCAUGGCGGCUCAGACCCGGGCUCUGGUGUCAGGUCAGUGGCUGGCCGAGGCUGUCAGAAACAACCUCGUCGGACCUAAACUUCGCAUCCUGGACGCGUCAUGGUACCUGCCGAAAACCAAGCGAGACCCGCGGGCUGAGUUCACCCAGAAACACAUCCCGGGCUCCUCCUUCUUCGACAUAGACGACUGCUCUGACAAGACCUCCGCUCUGGACCACAUGCUGCCGACUCCCAGCCACUUCUCCCAGUACGUAGGAGACCUGGGCAUCGGCAGCGACACGCACGUCGUCGUGUACGACACCAGCGACUUCGGGUCGUUCGGCGCGCCGCGGGUCUGGUGGAUGUUCCGGCAGUUCGGACACAGCCUGGUGUCGGUGCUGGACGGAGGGAUGCGGAACUGGCUGGCUGACGGAUACCCGGUGACAGCUGACUACUGCAAGCCGGAGUUCAGAGAGUACAAGGCGGCUGUGGUGGAUGAGUCGUGGGUGAAGAGCUAUGAAGACAUCCUGGAGAACAUGAAGACCAAGAAGGUCCAGGUGGUGGAUGCAAGGUCAGCAGGACGCUUCAGGGGGCUCGAGCCGGAGCCCAGAGACGACACGCUGCCGGGCCACUUCCCCGGUACAAUCAACAUGCCGUUCCCUUCCUUCAUGGACGCCUCUGGGAAGGAGCUGGGAACCGAGGAGCUGUCCAGACUGUUCAGCGAGGCCGGGGUGGACCUGGAGCAGCCGCUCUGGGCGACGUGCGGGUCCGGUGUCACAGCCUGUCACAUCGCUCUGGCCGCUCACCUGCUCGGGCACCCCGGGGUGUGCGUUUACGACGGCUCCUGGUCUGAAUGGUUUAAGAGGGCGUCUCCGGAGCACAUCAUCUCAGAGGGAGAGGGGAAGAAGGUGUGAAUGAAAGGUGGACUACUGCAAGGAUGGGAAAAGCAGUUAGUGCUGCCAACAAGAGCAAUACAUCAUAACUAUAACGCUAGCCGCAUAGUAUAGGCUAUACUUUUUUACUAAUGCUGAGGAGAUGCUGUACAAGUUUCAGCAGGUGUCAGAUACCUGUAGUGAAAAUCUCCUCUUCUUAUGCAAAUUUUCUGACGUUCCUUUAUAGGAAAGUUGCACAUUUUUAGAAAGGUUUAUAUAAUAUCCUGAAAUAACAUAAUGGGUUUUGGUUGUCAGUAUUUUUAACAAGUUCAAAAUGGUACAGUUUACAGGACAUUUGGUUCAUGAAACAAGUGCACUUUUUUGAUAGGAAGAGGUCAAUGUGGGUAUAUUGAUGAAUUAUUUUACAAAUGUUACAAUAAACGGUGAGCGUCUUGUUUUGUUGCGCUACACAUGGGUACAGAGUCAUAUCUUUUUUUCCCUGUAAAACAUGUCAUGACAUGGAGGAAAACUCCUUCAUUCAGUAACCAGAAAAGUGCAUAUUUAGCUUUGUUGGAGGGGCAUGGGAGACAAAAAGGGCAAAGUACUGUAAAUGGAAGAAAUACCGAUUGACCAAGUCUCCCUCACAAUUCAUGGGAUUGAUGAUUUUGAUGAUUUGAUGUGAAAAUAUUUUGCUUUUUUUGUUUCUCUUUAUAACAUCUUUAAUUGUUCCAAAUUUACUAAAAUAUAACUUGGUGUGAAUCCAGAAAUUAAAAAAAACUGAAGCAGAUAAUAGGCCAACAAAAAACCUCUUUUGUUGAGAUGCCAUACAACACAUAAAAAAAAAAAAAAAAAAAUGGGAUGCUGACGCAGAGGAAAUCAAAACCAGUUCAGUCCGGUUCCUGUGCUUGAUUUGAGGUGUCUGGCAAUAUGCCCGAUUUUCGGAGCAAAGUUUAUGUAUUUUAGCUUUUGUUACACCAUGGUGGUACUAUGUGCAACAGUACAAUGCACAGUAUUUAACUCAUAUGUGACCAGAAAUGUGUACUAAUGUUCAAAAUAAUUUAAAGAUUCCCAUUUUGAGAGUGGCUUAGAAAAUUGCAGUGAAAGCUAUGCAUUUAUUCCAACCUGCAUUAUCGUCUUUUGUUACAGGAAAUUUGGCAUCAUUGAACUGUUAAACAUGCAUGGUAUGAGUUAUGUUAACCAUUGUUUAUGAUGUCAGCUGUUACUACGCACUAUUGGAGUAGAAAAGAAAAAAAGAAAAAAGAACAAAAGAGCAUUACCACUGGGCAGAAGAGAACGAUCUACUCUUUUUGAACGAUUCUUCUCUGUGAACUGUAGACUUUGCUUACUGUAUCUGCAGAUGUACGUAUUGCUUCAAAUAAACCAGACUUUCCUCUCUGUGACUGAGAGCAGCUUCAGUGUCCAUUUGGCGUCUGACCCUCAUCCACUGACACACAGGUCGGCGUAAAGGCAGAAUCAGAAGGAUUUUCCGAAAAAAAAAAAAAACACUAUAUAAUGUAUUGGAAAUCUGCCUGUAUUUUCCUAUUUUACUAUGUUAGGGACAUUUCUGGUCAGUGUAGGUCACACUAUGACAGCUUGACAAAAUUACAUAAUAAAUUAUUUUCAUGACUUA